GCAGAGUGUUUGGUGUAAUUUACGAUCGUGGUUUGUUUGCAAGAUUCUGAAGUUGUUAGUGUGUGCGACCGUUACAGCUUGGUGCUUAGGAAGAAUCUGAGAUCAGGAUGACCUGUUGUCAUUUGGUUUGUUUGAAAUAGUUGCUAACCAUGGAAGUGUGGUUGUUCUUCAUUGAGCAUUGAGGAGGGUUUUCUGUGCCAUGAGCAAAAGUUACCAGGCUGUAACAGGAGAUAACAACCCUAUUUGCGACAGCAAGGAGAGUGUAGAUGCCAAGCUACCUCCAGAUAAGGAUGAUAAGACUCCCUUAUUUUUGACAAAAAAAUCUGAUACUGCAGACGUGGAAGCAACUGCGUCAUCAAGUGAAUGCACAACAUGUGGACUGGAAGAAAAACCACCUGUUGCAAGUGAUGAAUCUAGUCAAGAAACCAAAUAUAGUGAUCGUACUGUGAUUCCUGAUACUUGGGAUAUUUCUGUUGUGGAGCCAACUAUUCUGUCCCUUUCACUUUCAUCAGAAAGUACAGAUGGCUUACAGAUUCUCAGUGUUUGUGAAGACCCAGCUGGCACAGAUGGCGAUAAGGCCUCAAAAAUUGACAGGACCUCAACUGGUUCAACUGGUGAAUCAAGUGAGAACAAGUUUGAAAAAAUUGAACCCUCACAUCCAAAAGUUAAAUGGUCAGUUCCUGUUAGCAUGUUACACUUUGACUCAAGUAGUUAUUCAGAGGUAACAUCAGAUAAUCCAUCUUCAGAAGAUGAAACAAAAUGCAUUCCAGCUGUUGGAGUACCAAGAAAGAAUUCCCUGGAAGAUGCAACUAAAACUUCUACAGAACCAAAGAUUUUAAGUGCACAUAGUACUUUGACAGAACCAGAACCUCAUUUUGCACAUAUAGGCCAAUUUAAAAUAAGAAAAUUCACACAAGUCAAAGCAGAUCCAUAUCCCACAUCACCACAGUCGUCAAGGACUACGACUGCGUCAGAAUCGUUUGAGAUAUGUCCCAAAGAGGAGGAAAGAUCAGAUUUUCAUGAUGAAGAAGAAGAAGAAAGUGACACAUUGCAUUCUGACAUAGAGAAAGGUGCGCUGGUACAAACAGCUAAUCGUCGUGUUCGCAGUGGUGAUGAAGAUGACGAAGAAAAGGCAAUUGGAGCAUCACCUGAUGGAAGAUUCUUGAAGUUUGAGGAGGAAGUUGGACGAGGAAGCUUUAAGACAGUCUACAAAGGCCUUGAUACACAGACUGGUGUUGCUGUCGCAUGGUGUGAAUUGCAGGAAAAGAAAUUGAAUAAAAGUGAGAGACUACGUUUUCGUGAAGAAGCUGAGAUGCUGAAAGGACUACAGCACCCAAACAUUGUAAGAUUUUAUGAUUACUGGGAGGUCUCACUUACAAAGAGAAAAUACAUUGUAUUAGUUACAGAGCUGAUGACAUCAGGAACCCUAAAAACUUAUCUACGUCGAUUUAAGAAAAUCAAUCCUAAAGUUUUGAAAUCAUGGUGUCGCCAAAUACUUAAAGGACUCAUGUUUUUGCACUCCCGCUCAACACCAAUAAUACACCGGGAUCUCAAGUGUGACAACAUAUUUAUAACUGGCACUACUGGAAGUGUAAAAAUUGGUGACUUAGGUUUAGCUACACUGAAGAACAGGUCCUUUGCGAAAUCCGUUAUUGGAACACCAGAAUUCAUGGCUCCAGAAAUGUAUGAGGAACAUUACGAUGAAAGUGUUGAUGUGUAUGCAUUUGGAAUGUGUAUGCUGGAAAUGGCCACAUCAGAAUACCCUUAUUCUGAAUGCAAUGGACCUGCUCAGAUUUAUAAGAAAGUGAUUAGUGGUGUGAAGCCAGCCAGUUUUGACAAAGUCGAAAAUCCUGAAAUAAAAGACAUCAUAGAACAGUGUAUUAGGCUUAAAAAGGAAGAGAGACCAGGGGUCAAAGAUCUGAUGAACCAUGAGUUUUUUGCUGAUGAUUUGGGUCUCCGCCUGGAAAUGGUGUCUAAUGAGGAUGUAAUUGCCUCAGAAAAUCCUAAAGUGGAAUUUAGACUGAGAGUACUUGAUCCAAAGAAACGAAGUCAUAAACAUAAGGAAAACGAAGCUAUUCAGUUUGAGUUUGAUAUGCAGAACGAUAAUGCUGAUGGAGUUGCAAGUGAAAUGGUUAAGUCUGGGCUAAUAAUGGAAGAUGACCUUCGAAGAGUGGCAACAAUGUUGAAGAAUAAAAUAUCAGAAUUAUCAAAAAAACGAGAACGCAAAUUGCACUCGAAGGAAGAAGAUCAAGCUACAUUAAAACAAGAAAUUUCUCCUGAGUCUGUUAUGACUCCUUCAUUACACUCUGUUGAACAAAGCCAUCUUACACAACUGCAGGCAAAUCAAACCUACAUUCCAACUGACACUUCUGAUGAAUCAUACAGUAGUCAAGGAACAGUUUUCCAGCAUGGCUAUGGACCUGUCUCUGACCACUCAGCAUUGGCCCAACAUCCUUUAUCAUCUGUUCAGAUGCAGAUACCUGUUAGUGAGAAUCAAGGUGCUCUACAUAAUGUGCCUGACACACAGCAUCCAUCUCAAAUUGAUAAUGUUCAGCAAACCAAUAUUGUGCCAACUGCUCAGAGUACUGAGAUGCAGACUGAUAUCAGCAUCUUUCACAUGCAGUCACAACCUCAGUAUGCAGUAGAGACAUAUUUGUCUCAACCAAGUCAGUCCACUGCUCAGAUGCAUCAACAGCCAUCUUACAUUCCCCAUGUACCGCUUAGUCAAGAAGAGGAAAAUAUUGUACAUAUUGAACGACAGUUGAAACUAAAACUCAUCCAACAACAGGUUCUGCAGCAAGAGAAAUGCCACCAAGAUCUUACCAAGUGCCAACAAAGCAUUCAACAACUUCAGCAGGCAUUGCAGCAAGCAAAAGAAUCUUAUCAUGGAAACAAAAUAGCAGUGGAGUCAAUACAGAAACAUCAGACUCUCACACAACAACUUUCUCAUGAACUAGAUGAGAUUUCUAGUGGUAGUUCAAACCAAGUGAAUACUCAGCAACAAACUACUACACAUGACAGAAUGUUCCCUCAAGAAGACUCAGAAGUUCUUGCAUACCAGCAAAGACAAACAUGGCAACAUGGUGAGGCUGUUGUCGCAGAUCAGCCAAUUCAGUCACAGGAAGUAACUGAGAAACAUUUUGAAUCUAGAAAAUAUGACACUCCUGGAUCCGUUUUAGAGCCAGGUUUACCACAGAAAUCGAUGGAAGACAGAAUAUGUUACCAGUCAGUUGAUAAUUCACAAGGUGCUACACCAGAAGACCAUAGCUCUGACACUUGUAAGAUUAACAAAGUGAUUUCAUCUGUAGAAGGAUCACAGUACAUCCAGGAACAGAUAACUCCACAGUCUCCCUCUCCACAGAAAUCGUAUGGAAAAGAAAACAUUUCAUCAGAAGAAACUGUCAUUGAAUCACAUAAUGUAAUUCAAAGUGUCAAGGAGGGAUGGUUGCCAGAGCAAAUGUCUAGUGUGAUUUGUCCUACACCUGAAAAUCAAUCUGUUGAACUAGAGAGUCACAAAAUUCCAUGGCAGGAUCAUGUACCUAGUCAGAUUCAGUUACAAGACAAUAGCCAACUAACAAUUCAAGAGCAGCCAAGUGGACUGCCAUCGACAGGUAACAAGGAAAUUUCACCAGCUGAUCAACAGUACAGUGCCAUUGGCCCAGAUAAUAAGUUUAUGCCAAAUGCACCUGUACAGCAACAAUUCUCGAUAAUGACACAGGCUCAACAAGAAACUCUGAAUCAACAGGUUUUAGUUGACCAUGAAGGACAGAAGAAUGAACUGACAGGUCAUAUAAUUGAAAAAGUCAAGUUUGAGCAACCAAGCCCCCAUGAGUUUGGAGACAGUCAGCAAAAACAGGUUUCAGGGCGUGAGUCCCAAGAGAUGACAUCUGAAAACAGAGAGAGAUUACCACAGGAAAGUGAGUUUGUUUCUCGUGUGGAUGGAAAGUAUACCACAGGUGAAAUGAUAACUCAGAGUGAUAUAAAACUACAACAGAUACCUGUGCAACCCGAGAGUAUGUUUGUGACUUCUCUAGGAAGAGAAACUCGCCAGGCUGUUCCUACUUUGCCUCAACAAGAAUAUAAGGAGCCUGUUGUAAUUGCUCAGAUGCCAUUAUUAGAAGAGCAGUUAUCAGAGCAACUAAAAUUGUGUCAAGAUACAGCAAUCAAGUUAGUUGAAAGAGAACAUGUGCCUAUGCAUCAGCCACCUAAGAUAGAAGAAUAUUCUCAGAGUGAGUACAAACCAGGUUUAGAAAGACAAGAUGGGGGAGUGACAGGCAGUCAUGAUGUGAUCCAGGGUGUUGUAUAUGGAUCUGAAGUGAAAGAAAAUGUUUUGCACUUUACAGAUAACCUUCAGAAGGAAAAGAGUCAACAAUCACAUUUUCUGGAAGAAAAAAACACAUUACAUGAAAAUCAGCCAGCUGUAGUAAAAGUAGAGCCUCUUAUUACACAGUACCAGAUGCACUGUUUAGAACAAGUUUCAUCAGCACAGCAAGAACUGUUACAAAAUCAAAUGGUAACUGAACAGAAAGAACUACUUCGCGUUCAUGAUACAUCUGUAUCAGAAUGGGCAGAGGAGUCCACCAUUACAACAGAGGAGGAUAUAACUAUGAGCCAAGAAAGCAAUCAGUACGAAACCUCAUCUAGUGAGUUCAAUCGGGAUGUGCUAACUAAACGUAAAGCCAAAGUGGUCCAAUAUAGGCAACAAUCUUCUAAAACCAAUACACUUGUGAUUACACACCAGCAGCAUGUGCAAGGGCAGCUACAACAGAAUUUUGGUGUAAGUCAGGAAGAUUCAGCUGUGAAAUUUAUGAAGGCUACACCCGAAGCAACACUAAUGCCAGACAGCACAAAUCAACUGCAGACCCCACAUAUACUCAGUGGAAAUUUUUUCCCAGAAGGCAUAGUACAAAAGGACAAUAAAGAUUUGGAAAAUAUGUCAACAGCAGUUACCUCAGAUACUGGAUCACAUGUAGUGGCAACCUGUGAAACUUCAUUAAAAGAUGUGUAUGCAUCCCAGAAUGUUUUUGAAAGUCAAGAAGAAAGUGUAAGUUCUGAAUAUCAGAACAAAACUUCAAACGAGCUUGGACAGACUCAAAUAUGUCAAGUAAUUCCUGGUGAGACCCAAACACUUUCUCAUCAAGAAAAUAUUGUCCAGCAUGAAAUGGCAAUACCACAGCAGCAUGUGUUAACACAGUCUGAAGCCCUGUCAAAUCAGCUACAACAACUGAUUACACAGAAACCUGACCAUUGUCAAACUAGCCAAGAGAAUGUACUACACCAGCAGGGGACGCCACAAGAACUGUUGCUGAAUGUACAAACUCAGCAGAAUGUUAUCCAGUAUUCUGUUGGUGAUAUGCCUCAACAAUUAAAGGUUGAAAAUGCGGCAGUUGGUGGUCCCGGACAUUCUCAUUUACAGCAAGAGGGAUUAGAAAGUCUUCAGAAAUCUGGGCACUCAGAAGCUUUGACCUAUCAACAUCCUGCUGAAGCGAUGCCACCUCUAACACUUGCAAACACAACUGAAUGGAACACUAACUUGGCACAACAGAAAGCCCCUACUCUGCUUUAUGUACCGAGUCAAAACUUAGAAAUAAUCUCAGGUGAUAAAAUGCCACAGGCUGGUAUACUGAUGACAGCAACUGAAAUACCUAGGCAGAACCUUGCUGGCAAUCAACAAAUUAUGCAACACGAAACAGGAUUUCCUCAUAUGGAUACAGCAGUGAAAGGUCAGGGUUAUAUGGAGCCUGUAUAUGUUAACACAGGACACCCAGUAAUGCAGCCUCCACAUCCUCAUUUGGAUACAACUUCUGAUCUUGCAUCUGGAGGCCCAGCUGACAUAGUUUCAGAUAAGAGAAUGAAAAAGCCAGUUAAACGUCGCACAAGAGCUGAAAGAGGACCAAAAUUAACGGUAUUAUCAGUGGAAAAUGGAGGAAGUCUGUUAGAGUGUCUUUUGGAAUCCAGCAAACACAGAACUGUAACUUUCAAAUGGAACAAGGAUGCAAUGGCACCUAAUGAAAUAGCAAAUAGAUUGGUGGAGCAAAAUCUGCUGCCAAAGCACCAUUCUGACCUCCUCAUUGAGUUAAUAAAUGAUAUUGUAGCAAAACUGAAAGAUGAGUCUUACAAACUACCUCUUGUGGCUGUUUGUUCACCAGAAUCAGCUAGAAAGCCUAGAGAACGCACAAAGUUGAUUGACCCUUUCCCAAGAGUGCGUCAUUCUUCACUAACUCGUCAGAAUUCACGCAGACCCUCUUAUAAAGGCCAUCGACGUCAUCAUUCGGGUCCACUUUCUCCUCAAAUUGGGUUCACUACUGGAGCAGCUUCUCAAGCACGAGGCGUCGCCUCAAGUGAUGUUAGUCUUCCUGCAAGUGAACAAGAACAACCAGCUGUAUUACAUCCAUUGUCAGUGUUGCACACUGAAGCGACAACUUCAUAUGGGGCACAUGUACCUACAGCAGUACAUGUAGACAGUAGUGGCACAAACAGUAGUGGAGUAAUGUCACCUAGCCAGACUGUUACUCGUGAAGAACUCAUACGACAUCAUCGUCCACGACCUGCAGCAAUUGACCUCCAUGAUUUACAACAGGAGCUGGCAAAAAUACACUCUGGUCCACGUAGGGAUCUAUCUAGUCAAUUUAUUUCUCAAACACCUACGUGUAGUCAGGUAGCUCCUGGUGUACCUUGCCAUCCGAUGACAUCUCAUCCUGCAGGGGUACUACAAGUACCACAUUCUGUUCCUGCACCAGGUGCACAGUCAACCUCUUAUCCUGUUGUCCGGCCAUCUGUAACACCUGUACCAAAAGUCGAUAGUCUUAACACCACGCCAGAUGAAGUACACGCAAGUGACAACAAAGUAUCAGAAGGAAGUGGGUACGAUACUCCUCAGCCUCUUCAUGACAUCGCAGCAGAGCGUCAUAGUACACCAAAGAAAGAUCUACAGAAAAAAACAGAAUUACUGAGUCAGAAAAUUCAAGCACAAGUGCUACACACAACAGAUGGCAGAAGAGACUCGGCGCCAGCAAUAAGUGCACAGAGAAAGGGACGUUUCAGUGUUGUGACACAUUCAACAGCUCCUUCGGGAUCACAACAAAAAACGACAGAUGUCGCAGCACCUCAGAGAGCAGAAACUGCAGCAGUUACUGUGCCAGAUGAAUCUACUGGUUCCAUUCCUCCAUAUAUGACAGGAAUUCCUCGUAUGCAGGGUCCAGCAGCCAGUGAACCUCAAAUUCUAAGAGAAGAUGAUAAUAUUGCGCUACAACGAUUGCUUGAAAGGCAACAACGAGAAAUUAAGGCCUUACAGCUACGCCACAUGGCAGAACUAGAGUACUUCAAACGUGUGCGGUGUUCUCGUGUGGAUGAUUACCCACAAGCAAGAGAUCCAAUGGUGUUCUAUCAGCUACACCCAGUGUAUCCCCCAAGGCGAGCUGCUAGAAAUUUGGAUGAUUUCUACUACAGCACAGCUCCACAAUCUCCGGUUGACUCUGAUUAUCAUGAACAUCAACUUUCUUCUCCAGUUACGAUGAGCCCUCCUAUUUUAGAAUUUCCAACUCAUCGAAGGCAUGAUUUACAUGCUCAUCAUGGCCCCCUUUAUAAACCUGUUGGUGUAAGAGCAGACACAGCCCAAAGCUCAUCACGUAUUACACCCCAAGGUAGCCCAGUCUCACAUACAAAUCCACUUCUUGUUACUGGCCGUAAUUUCCACCCUGUUAAUUUAUCAGAGGCUGGUGGUGUUUAUUUCACAAUUGGUGAUCAUGUUAGUGAUAGUACUCAAACUGAAGGUGCUUCAGGGUUUACACAUGAACAUGGUGAACUGCAACAGUGUUAUGUGGACUCUGGACAUUAUUGGGUUCCUGUGGAUAAUACACAGUCAUCUUCAGGCCAGGCUUUCCAAAUCCAGACAGGAUUGGGAAUAGGGCUUCCAGGAUUCAGGAGAGUGUCUUCUGCUUCUGGAAAUCUUCUUCACUUGGCACAUGGCCCACCUCAGCUAAUUUCUGCAGUAGGUCCUACUGGUUACUAUUUCCAGCCUGCCCCAACACCUUUACUCAGAGCAGGGAUGAGUAUUUCACAAGGAACUCAGCGACGGGGAUCUCUUGAAGAGUCUUUACAAUCUGGAUCACCAACUUUCCUCCAUUCCACACCAUCAAGCUCUGUCAGUUCAAGUCCAAAGUUUUUUCAUACCCAUGUGACUGAAGAUAAGCACGACCCUCACCUAAGGUUUGAUGAUACCUUUUAGUAUACAGAGUAAGCCAUAUUUUCGAUAUUAAUUGGCUAACACAAAUGACUGCUCAUUUACUGAAGUUGACUGAAUUUAGAAUUAAUAUUCAGUGUGAGUUAGUCAUAAAUUCCUAAAGUAAAUUACUUUAUAUUAAAUUUUCAGUAGCUCUACUGCGCAUGGGUAGAGUGUGUACACAUUGCAGAUAAAAGUGAAUAAAAUAAAAUUUGUUAUUCUGUUGAA
Messenger RNA from Schistocerca nitens (vagrant locust), 8449 nucleotides. It is a transcript of the gene Wnk, whose product is annotated as serine/threonine-protein kinase WNK1. Gene Ontology annotation, cellular component: cytoplasm. Lineage: Eukaryota; Metazoa; Arthropoda; Insecta; Orthoptera; Acrididae. The transcript has 26 exons. Gene Ontology annotation, molecular function: ATP binding; chloride channel inhibitor activity; protein serine/threonine kinase activity. Gene Ontology annotation, biological process: negative regulation of sodium ion transport; monoatomic ion homeostasis; protein phosphorylation. The coding region runs from base 200 to 8227 and encodes 2675 amino acids. The record is from RefSeq and is a predicted model, not a curated record.